CUUACCUAACCUACAAUUUCUUCAGCCUCGUGGCCCAAAUUUCUGCAGUCCCUUCACUCGGACCCCCCGGACCGGAUCUGGAGAGGCUAUCAUUGUUGAUCCUCCAUCGUGAUCAUGCAAUUGGAUUGAUUAUCGCUCGCCAAUUCAGUGGGGAGACUCAAGAGUCUUGGAUAAUCGCGGAAACCUUGGGCCGGGAUGAACCGUAAAUGCGAUUCAUCGAAAACUCCCCAUCAACGAUGAGAUUCUACCGCGGCUCCAUUGAGAGCCUUGCGAGGCUUGGCUCUAGGCUAGCCACAUCUCGGUCGAGGAUCAAUCGAGUGCCGAUCCAGCUACGCCGCACUCUCUUCUCAACACCAAGACAGAAUGCCAAGCAACACAAACAACAUUCCACGUUGCCCGCCGCGGUAAUCACUGGCGGCCUCUUCAUUUGGUGGCUCUAUCCCUCUGACGAAUUUGCGCAGCUCUCGAAUAAGAAGAGAAGCGGCGGCCAGCAUCUCGCAGACUCCAACGGCCAGACCACCGGCUCUCAACAAGAUGACCAGCCCGCCUGGGCCACUUUUGCCCGCCGCUUCGAGGCCUUCACCUUAGUUAAUGACCUGGAAUGGCCUGCCAUCCCGGAAAAGCUGGUCGAUUUUAUUGCCCCGGAAUGGUCCAAGCUACUGCCCGUGUACAUGACAAAGCUGCAGCGGGAGCUCUCCAUGUCACCCGGUUCGUUGGCUGAUGAGAUAUGGGCUGAAGCUCAUGAUCCCCUCGUCCAUCCCGAGAUUCGCUACGCUGCCGAUGUUCGCGUAUCUUCUGACCUUUGUGAAGAAGAAAAGACGUUCCUUGCUCGGCGUCGCAGAGUUGCAAGAGUGGGCCUGGCGAGGUAUUUAGGUCUCAAGGAAGAGGAUGUUCAUCCCGACGACGUCCCAACCAUUGCCAUGUGCGGAUCCGGAGGAGGCCUUCGAGCCCUCAUCGCCGGCACGGGAUCGAUUCUCGCGACUGAAGAGGACGGCUUGUUCGAUUGCGUGACGUACACCUCGGGUGUCAGUGGUUCUUGCUGGCUCCAGGCGCUCAACCUUACAUCAUUCAACAAAGGCAGCAUUCAUAACCUUUUGGAACAUCUCAAGUCCCGAGCUUCAACCCACAUCGCAUACCCCCCUGACGCUUUCCAGUCUCUAGUCUCGAUGCCAACAAACAAGUACCUUCUCAGCGGCAUCGUCGAGAAACUCAAAGGCGACCCUCACGCCGAUUUUGGCCUGGUCGAUGUGUACGGGGUGUUGCUGGCUGCAAGAUAUUUGGUCCCUAAAGGAGACCUAGGAAUCAACGACCGCGACUUCAAGCUCUCAAACCAGCGAGAGUAUAUUCAAUACGGACAGCUCCCGAUGCCAAUUUAUACCGCCGUACGUCACGAGAUUCCCAACUUGACAGAGGCACAAGCCCAAGCGGGCAUUUUUGGGAUUGAAAGGGCCAAAGAGGAAGCCAAGAAAGAGUCUUGGUUCCAAUGGUACGAGAUCACUCCGUACGAAUUCUUCUGCGAGGAGUUUGGGGCUGGCAUUCCUACCUGGGCUCUGGGUCGGAGGUUUAACAAUGGCAAGGAUGUCCCCCCCGAGUACGGGUUCCAUCUCCCCGAGAUAAGAUUGCCCCUUCUCCUUGGCGUCUUUGGCAGCGCUUUCUGCGCUACUCUCAGCCAUUACUAUCGAGAGAUCAAGCCUAUCCUAAAAGGUUUGGCUGGAUUUGGGGCAGUUGAUGGCCUCAUCUCGGGACGGGACGACGAUCUGAGCAAGGUCCACCCUAUCGAUCCCGCAAAGAUCCCCAAUUUUGCCUACGGCAUGCGCGGCAAGCUGCCUCAAACAACCCCCGACAGCAUUUACGACAGCGAGUAUAUCCAGCUCAUGGAUGCGGGAAUGUCCAACAACUUACCCAUCUACCCCUUGCUCCGACCCGGACGCGAUGUCGACGUUCUGAUCGCCUUCGAUGCGUCAGCAGAUAUCAAGACUGACAACUGGUUAUCCGUGGCUGACGGCUAUGCUAAGCAGCGCAAAAUCAAGGGUUGGCCUAUCGGUAUUGGGUGGCCAAAGCCUGGAGAAACUCCUGCGCAGGCGGUGAAAGAACUCGACGACGCGCAGGCGAAGUCUACCCGCGAGGCCGAGUCCAAACUUCAAGAUGCCAAGGACAACCAGAGAGAAAUGCGCAAGGAAGCACACAACGGUGGAAAGACUGAAAAGUCUAGCAAGGACACCAAGUUCGAGCCCGGUGAGAAAGACGCUGGAGACCUGGGUUACUGCACUGUCUGGGUCGGCAGCAACCAGGAACGCACCUCUGACUCCCCUCCUCGAACCAAGGCCAUCUCAGAGCCCGACUCCUGGAAACUUAUGGAACCCGACGCCGGCAUCGCCGUCAUCUACCUACCCUUCCUCACCAAUGAAAAGGUGCCCGGCCUAUCGCCCGGCACCACCGACUUCUUGAGUACCUGGAAUUUCAUCUACACCCCUGACCAGAUCGACAAGGUCGUCCAGCUAGCCCGCGCAAACUAUGACGAGGGCAAGGAUCAGAUUCGGUCCACUGUCCGUGCCAUCUAUGAGCGCAAAAAGAGACACCGUGAGGCCACUGAGCGCACGACACGCCAGGAGAGAUAUCGCUCCUUGAUCAGGAGGGGCGAGGGCGUGCGGUUGGGCGAGGGUGACCAGUUCAGUUGAAGUGUUUCUUGUGAUAAAUAUACCCGGGGACGACACCGAUUAGAAGAGUAGAAGAGUGUA
Messenger RNA from Ilyonectria robusta, 2738 nucleotides. Its product is annotated as acyl transferase/acyl hydrolase/lysophospholipase. The transcript has a single exon. Bases 207 to 2678 code for a protein of 823 amino acids. Lineage: Eukaryota; Fungi; Ascomycota; Sordariomycetes; Hypocreales; Nectriaceae. Gene Ontology annotation, biological process: glycerophospholipid catabolic process. The record is from RefSeq and is a predicted model, not a curated record. Gene Ontology annotation, molecular function: A2-type glycerophospholipase activity. Gene Ontology annotation, cellular component: cytosol.